Messenger RNA from Wyeomyia smithii (pitcher-plant mosquito), 2054 nucleotides. Its product is annotated as nose resistant to fluoxetine protein 6-like. The coding region runs from base 13 to 1974 and encodes 653 amino acids. Gene Ontology annotation, molecular function: acyltransferase activity, transferring groups other than amino-acyl groups. The record is from RefSeq and is a predicted model, not a curated record. Lineage: Eukaryota; Metazoa; Arthropoda; Insecta; Diptera; Culicidae. The transcript has 4 exons.
UGGUCAUCCCAAAUGUGGCGAGUUGUACGUUCCGUGUGGUUGUUACUAUUGGCACACGGUGUCGCAGCCACAGGUCACAGCCACAACCGAAGCGUGCUGGAGUUCACCAUAGAUGAUAUGUUGCUGCUUCAGCGACAGUUUCUGGAUUUCCUAAUCGGGUACGAUGCGACAUCGGUAGUACAGCCAAGCGAUCUACAAUGCCUCGGAACGAUGCAACAACUAUCCGUGGCUUACCUGAAUCGGGAACGUCAUGGAUUGGAGUGGUUCGACUCAUGGGGUAAGAUUCCGUCGGGACUCUACCACGGUAAUGGAAAUUCGUUCGGAAAUUACGAUCAGUGUCGGAAGUACAACUGGCAGCAUGUACGCGGUCAACACUGUACUUUUUUGGCAAUGUUUUCCAGUGAGUGGCCAAUUCUCACCUCUUCCCUGUGUGUGCCGCAAUUCUGCGCACCGCAGUUUGCCCAGCAGUUGUACGGUGAAUAUCUUGCCACACGUGGCGCCAUGAUGAUAACUGAAAUCGAUCAGAAUACUCUGUGCAUUCAAGAUCGAAACGUGGAGUACGACGGGGGUGUGAUAACCGCUAUUGUUAUAUUUUCACUGACUGCGGCCGCGGUGAUUGGCUGUACCGCCUACGAGCUGGUUCAAGUUAACCUCAAACGGGACGUGGACAAAUUGUACAGUUGCUUUUCCCUGUAUCGAAAUGUUUGCAGCAUUCUACAUAUCCCACCGAAGCCCAAAAGUUCGGAAAGUCGAAAAUCCGAAACCAUCGAAUGUGCUCACGGCAUUCGAGCGCUUUCCAUGAUCUGGAUUAUCGUAGUGCAUAUUCACGAAAGUAUAGUUCCAGUUCCGAUGAACAAUCCAGAAGCAAGAAACGAUUAUUUGGACAGCUUCGGGUCGGUCCUCAUCUUCGGUAUGGGCUAUCUAGCGGUGGAUACAUUUUUGGCUUUGAGUGGAAUGCUGGUAGCUUGGAACAUACUGAAGGAGCUUGAUAAGAAGGGAAAAAUCAAUCCACUGAUGCUGUACCUUCACCGUUACAUUCGCAUAACGGCUCCGUUUGCUGCUCUGGUUCUGUUCGUGGUGUCAUUCUCCAAAUACAUGGGCGAAGGUCUGCUUUGGAAAAGUAUAAUUGAGAGAAAUGCGGAAAUUUGCUCCCAAUAUUGGUGGUCAGCCUUGCUGCACAUUCAGAAUUACGUUAAUCCCAGGAGUAUGUGCCUAGGCUGGACGUGGUACCUUUCAGUUGAUAUGCAGCUCUACAUAAUCGGACCGGCUCUUAUCUACCCGCUGUGGCGAUUUGGCAAACGCGUGCUGAUCGUGAUUGCCGCACUGGCAGUUCUCUCGAUGGCAUGCGUCUUUACGACGUUCCUCGUGAAUGAUUUUCGCAUUAGCCAGCAGGCACCGAAUUCGGCGGAUCGGUCGGUUAUGACCUACUAUCCGACACAUGCCCGGAUGGCCGUCUGGCUGUUUGGAACCAUCUUUGGGUACAUACUUUACACCACUAAGUCGACCAAGGUUCGGCUGACCAAGCGCCAUUACGUUAUCGGUUGGGCAACCUGUUUCGCGCUGCUCGGAUUGAUGACUUACGCGUUGUACGAAUUUGUGAGGACGGAUUUCAAUGAGUUCUCCAAUGUGGCGGAUGCGUUCUACGAAGCGCUCUACCGAUCGGUGUUCGGUAUCUGCGUGAUGUGGAUUAUCUUCGCCUGCGUUAACGGGAAAGGUGGUCUCAUCGAUGAAUUGCUGAGUUCUUCCCUCUGGCAACCAUUUUCGAAGCUGUCCUUCACGAUGUACCUACUGCACCUGCAACUACUGCUGAUGGCGUCCGUCGCUUCGGUUAAAACUGAUGGUUAUUUUAGCGUUAUGGACGUGUUCUAUCGCAUUUGGGGUGCCCUUGGGCUGACCACAAGCGUUGCCGUGCUUUGGAGUUCGAUAUUUGAGAUUCCGUUCAUCACCCUAGAUAGGCUACUGCUUAGGAGUUGAAGUCCGGGAACUGUGAUGCAUCUUGAACUGCCAAUACUCUCGAAAUAUAGUACUAAAGUAGCUAAUAGACUGCGUACAAC